AUGAAUAAUUUUAUAAUAUCAAUUAAUAAUAAUUCAUAUCAAGAACAUAAUGAAGAAUUUCAUAAAACAAUAUGUAAACAAUCAAAUUAUAAAUGUUUAUAUUAUCCUCAUCAAAGUUAUUUUGAUAUACCUUAUGAUAUAGCUAUUAAAAUAAAUAAAAUUGAAAUUAUGAGUAAAAAAUCAAAAAAAAAAUUUAUAUUUAAAUUGGAUAAAGUAGCAGCAAAAAAUAAACCUUUUGAUGGUAUCACUGUUUGUACACCACUUCUUUAUUAUUAUAAUAAUUGGCUUCAAAUGUUUAUGUUUCUUGAAAAAUGGAAAAGAGAAGGUAAUAGUAAAGUUAUAAUUUAUUAUAAAAGUUUAUCUAAUGAUGUUUAUGAACUAUUAAAAUAUUAUAAAAAAUUAGGUUUAGUUUAUAUGAUUCCAACACCAGAAAUUUCAUAUAAUGAUCCAUUAAUGAAAUUUACUGAAACAAGUUUUGGUAUGGGUCCUUUAUUUUUUAAUGAUUGUAUGUAUAGAAACAAUACAAAAUAUCUUACAGUUAUGGAUGUUGAUGAAUAUUUUCAUAUUUUUGAUAAAAAAUAUAAAAAAAAUGGUUUAGUUAAUUUUAUUGAGAUGAAUAGUCAAUUAUAUCCAAAUAUUGGUUUUUUUAAUUUUAAAAGUUUUUAUAUUUCAUAUAUAAAUGAUAAUGUAACAAAUUCUUUUGAUUUUGCAAUAAAUGGUUUAUUAACUGAUGAUAAACUUAAUAAAGGUGGAAAAUCUAUAAUGUUAACAAAUAAAAUAUACUAUCCAUGUUAUCAUAUGCCAUUAUUUAAAAAUUUAGAUGAAGGAUUUAGAUUUUCAGAAAAUCAAGCUAUUAUUCUUCAUGCUCGGCCAAAUUAUAUAUUUAAGAAAAAUGUACAUAGUAAUAAAAAAUGUCAUAUAUUGGAUAAAUGGGAAAAACUAGAUUUAAUUUCAAGUUAUGAAAAAUUAAAAAAUACAUUAAAUAGUACAAUUAUUUUUUCAUAUAAGCCAACAAUAAUUAAAAAUUUAGAAAGAUGUAUGAAGAAAAAGAAAAAAAAUGACAAGAAUUUAUGUAUAUUUAAUAUUGAACCAUGUAAAAAAAAAAUGAGCAUAUUAGGAAACUGGAUUUAUACAAAUAGAAAUGAAGAAAAUUAUCAAGAAUAUGUCAAAAUUAAAUAA
This is a messenger RNA of Strongyloides ratti, 1179 nucleotides long. Its product is annotated as Domain of unknown function DUF23 domain-containing protein. The record is from RefSeq and is a predicted model, not a curated record. The transcript has 2 exons. Lineage: Eukaryota; Metazoa; Nematoda; Chromadorea; Rhabditida; Strongyloididae. The coding region runs from base 1 to 1179 and encodes 392 amino acids.